AUGUAUCCAUCUCCUGACGCACCCGUCCUCCUUCUCGAGGCGCCGUCAGAGCUUGAAAAGCAAAUCGGUGUCGCGCGCAGGGCCGUCACCGCAAGCUAUCUCGAUGCUCGUGCACAAGUGCAAGGCGUCAUCUCUCGGUGGAUCGACGUCGAACAGGCCGUAGAGCACCGCGUCAAGUCCCUCAUUGCGCCUGACGAACCGCUUACGCCCGGCGUGCUGUACGUCGGCGUAGCCACGCUCACCGGUUCCGUCCUCGCGCGCAACCGCAUGAUCCUCACACGGCUCCUCCUCCCGCCGACACUUCUCCUCCUCUCCUUCCGCCACUUCCUCCCCAAGACCGCGCACAACGUCUCGGAUUACUGCGGAUCGCUCGAGGACACGUACUUCCCCCGCCUCGCGCAGGCACACGAGACCGCGAAGGCGCACUCUGCGAUGACGUGGGAGCGCAUCAAGGAUGUAAGCGUUGCAGGCCGCGAGGCGACCGUCUCCGGCGUGGAAACCAUGCUCGUCCGCAUCGAAGAGGCGACAGGAUUAAAGCUGAAGGAGGCACUGGGCUAUGGUCAGGGCGUAGUGCGGGCCGUGGAGAAUCAGACGAAAGCUGCGGCAAAGAUCGUGCAGCAGAAGACCGAGGCGGCGACGGAUGUCAUCGUGAAGAAAACGGAGGCUGCAAAGGAGGCUAUAGAGCACAAAGCGGAGGCGGCGAAGGAGGUUGCAGAGCACAAAGCGGAAAACAACUCUGUUGUCUCAGAGCCAAAAGUAGAAGAGCCACCUACGCGGCUAGUAUGA
Molecule: messenger RNA, 786 nt
Organism: Laetiporus sulphureus 93-53
Lineage: Eukaryota; Fungi; Basidiomycota; Agaricomycetes; Polyporales; Laetiporaceae
Exons: 2
Coding region: 1-786 (261 amino acids)
Biological process (GO): cristae formation
Cellular component (GO): MICOS complex; mitochondrial crista junction
Source: RefSeq, a predicted model, not a curated record